This is a messenger RNA of Symbiodinium necroappetens, 3600 nucleotides long. NCBI's taxonomy places the organism in Eukaryota, Dinophyceae, Suessiales, Symbiodiniaceae. The record is from the annotation of a GenBank genome assembly.
AUGCGACGCGCCCUCCUCCCGCUGCUGCUUGCCGCGCUCGCCGCCGCCGGCCUCUGGCUGGCGCUGCCGACGCUGGCGCCCGGACUGCCGCCCCUUUCGCACGGCCUGCUGGCCGGCGGCCUGUUCCUGCUGCUCGCCGCCGGGCUGGCGGCGUUGCGGCGCGAGCGGGCGCUGGUCGCCCUGGGCGGCGAGAUGGCCGAGCUGCGCCGGCGCGUGCACGACGCCGAGGAGGAGGUGCUCUGGGCCAGGCGCGAGUUGAAGAGCCUGGUCGAGGCGUUGCGCGCCCACGCCGCCGCCCGGACCCCGGAACCCGAGCGGGCCGUCACCGAGGCCCAGGCCGAGGUCCGCCUGCUGAAGUCGGUGGCGGCCCUGACGGCGGUGCGCGAGGCACUGAAGGAGGACCGCAUCGAGCUGGUGCUGCAGCCGAUCGUCAGCCUGCCCCAGCGCCGCCGCCGCUUCUACGAGUGCUUCUCGCGCCUGCGCGACGCCGAAGGGCGCCGGCUGCUGCCCGAGGCCUACAUCGCGGUGGCCGAGCGCGCCGGCCUGAUGGCGGCGAUCGACAACAUGCUGCUGCUGCGCUGCAUCCAGCUCGUCCGCCGCAUCCAGCGCAAGGGCGAGCGGGUCGGCUUCGUCUGCAACCUUUCCCCCCACACCCUGAAGGACGCGGAGUUCUUCGGCGACUUCGUCGACUACCUCGACGCCAACGCCGAGCUGGCCACCAGCCUGGUGUUCGAGAUGACCCAGGCCGACUUCGCCGCGCUGGCGCCGGAGGCCGAGGACUACCUGGUGCGGCUCUGGCAUCUGGGCGCGCGCCUGUCCCUCGACUCGGUGCGCGACCUGGAGCUCGACCCCGGCGCCCUGGCGGCCCGCCACGUCGACUUCGUCAAGGUGCCCGCCGCCGCCCUCCUGACCGAGCCGCCGGAGCGCGUCACCCGGCUGCGCCGCCGCCUGGCCCAGGCCGAGAUCGACCUGGUGGCCGAGAAGAUCGAGAGCGACGAGCAGCUCGUCGAGCUGCUGGAGCUGGGCAUCGACUACGGCCAGGGCUACCUCUUCGGCGAGCCCCGGCAAGGGGCUGGAGGUGGGGGCCGGGCUGUGGCACAAGGACGCCGCCUCCUUCCCGAACGUGAACGGCUUUCCAUGACCAUUCCCCUGCAUGCCGGCCUGGAGCCCCUGGCCGCGGCCUACGACGCCUACGUCUGCGACCUCUGGGGCGUGCUGCACGACGGCGUGCACGCCUUCCCCGAGGCCGUCGCCUGCCUGGAGCGCCUGCGCGCGCGCGGCGCGCGGAUCGCCGUGCUGUCGAACGCGCCGCGCCGCGCCGCCGAGGUCGAGGCCAAGAUGAACGAACUGGGCAUCGCCCCGGGGCUCUACGACCUGGUGCUCUCCUCCGGCGAGGUCACCUGGCAGCAUCUCAGCCGCCGCCGCGACCCCUGGUACGCCGCGCUCGGCCGGCGCUGCUUCCACAUCGGCCCGGACCGCGACCACGGCAUGCGCGCCGGGCUGGACUACGACUUCGUGGAGGACCUGGCGCAGGCCGACUUCCUGCUCAACACCGGCGCCCACAUGACCAGCUCGACCCUGGACGACUACGCCCACGAGCUGGCCGCCGGCGCCGCGCGCGGCCUGCCGAUGGUCUGCGCCAACCCCGACCUGGAGGUGAUCCGCGGCGGCCGGCGCGAGAUCUGCGCCGGCCUGCUGGCCCAGCGCUACGAGGAGCUGGGCGGCGAGGUGCGCUACCACGGCAAGCCCCACGCCGAGGUCUACGAGGCCUGCCUGGAGGGCCUGGGCAUCCGCGACCCGCGCCGCGUCGCCGCGCUGGGCGAUUCCCUGCGCACCGCGCUGGAUAUCGAAGAAGGCGAGACGCCCACGCCCGAGGCGGUCUGCCGCCUCUGCGCCAAGGCCGGCAUGCGCCCCGUCGCCUGCCUGCCGGAUCGCACCGCCGCGGCGCCCUGCCGCCGGGGAUCGCGCUGCGCACAGCCGCCGCGUGGACAGGGCUCCCGCCUGCGUGGUUAUAUCCGGCGCACCGGACGGCGGUCUUAUGUGGAGACCGCCGCGGCAAAACAGCGCAGACGUAGGCGAGCCAUGGCGGACUUUCCCAAGAAGAGCCUCGACGACUGGCAGGCCCUGGCGGCCAAGGAACUGAAGGUCGACUCGCUCGACGGCAAGGUCUGGACCACGCCCGAGGGGAUCGACGUCAAGCCGCUCUACACCGCGGCGGACCUGGAAGAGAUCGGCUUCCAGGAGACCCUGCCCGGCUUCGCGCCCUUCACCCGCGGGCCGCGCGCGACGAUGUACGCCGGCCGCCCCUGGACCCUGCGGCAGUACGCCGGCUUUUCCACCGCCGAGGAGUCCAACGCCUUCUACAAGGCCAACCUCAAGGCCGGCCAGAAGGGCCUGUCGGUGGCCUUCGACCUGGCCACCCACCGCGGCUACGACAGCGACCAUCCGCGGGUGCUGGGCGACGUCGGCAAGGCCGGGGUGGCGAUCGAUUCCGUCGAGGACAUGAAGAUCCUGUUCGACGAGAUCCCGCUCGACCAGAUGAGCGUGUCGAUGACCAUGAACGGGGCGGUGCUGCCGGUGCUGGCCGGCUACAUCGUCCCCUCGAUGCGGAUCGUGGCCGACAUCAUCGCCUACACGGCCGAGAAGAUGCCGCGCUUCAACUCCAUCUCGAUCUCCGGCUACCACAUGCAGGAGGCCGGGGCGACGGCGGUGCAGGAGCUGGCCUUCACCCUGGCCGACGGGCUGGAGUACGUGCGCGCCGCCCGCUCCCAGGGCCUGGAGGUCGACGCCUUCGCGCCGCGCCUGUCCUUCUUCUUCGCCAUCGGCAUGAACUUCUUCAUGGAGGUGGCCAAGCUGCGCGCCGCGCGGCUGCUGUGGGCCGAGCUGAUGGCCGAGCAGUUCCAGCCCAAGGACCCGCGCUCGCUGAUGCUGCGCACCCACUGCCAGACCUCGGGCGUGUCGCUGACCGAGCAGGACCCCUACAACAACGUCAUCCGCACCACCAUCGAGGCGCUGGCCGCGGCGCUCGGCGGCACCCAGUCGCUGCACACCAACGCGCUGGACGAGGCGGUCGCCCUGCCCACGCCCUUCUCGGAGCUGGGCGGCAUGACCAAGGCGGUCGAGACCGGCAUGCCGAAGAUGCGCAUCGAGGAGUCGGCGGCGCGCCGCCAGGCGCGCAUCGACCGUGGCGAGGAGACCAUUGUCGGCGUCAACAAGUACCGCUCCGAGGCGGCCGAGGAGAUCGACAUCCUCUCGAUCGACAACGCCGAGGUGCUGGCCAAGCAGGUCGAGCGGCUCAAGGCGCUGCGCGGCCGCCGCGACGAGGCCAAGGUCAAGAGCGCCCUGGAGGCCCUGUCGAACGCCGCCGAGACGAAGCGCGGCAACCUGCUGGAGCUCUCGGUCGAGGCGACCCGCGCGCGCGCCACGGUGGGCGAGAUCUCCGACGCGCUGGAGCGGGUCUUCACCCGCCACCGCGCGGUGGUGCGCUCCAUCUCCGGCGUCUACGGCUCCGCCUACGAGGGCGACGCCGGCUUCGAGAAGAUCCGCGGCGAGAUCGAGGCCUUCGCCCAGGAGGAGGGCCGGCGCCCGCGCCUGCUGGUG